AUGCAAAUUUUGCAUUUUGAUAUAAAGCCCCAUAACAUUCUUCUUGAUGAGAACUUCACCCCAAAAAUAUUUGAUUUCGGGCGUGUGAAACUUUAUCUUGUAGAUGAUAGUAUAAUAUCUUUGACUGUUGCAAGAGGAACACUAGGAUAUAUGGCUUUAGAAUUAUUCUAUAAAAACAUUGGGGGUGUUUCCUAUAAAGUUGAUGUUUAUAGUUUUGGCAUGUUAUUGUUGAAAAUGGCAAGUAGAAGAAAGAACUUUAAUGCAUUAGCAGAUCAUUCAAGCCAAAUUUACUUUCCAACUUGGGUCUAUGAACAUGUUAGUGGAGGCAAUGACAUAACAAUGGCAGAUGCCACAGAGGAGGAGAACAUAGUUAAAAAGAUGAUCAUAGUUGCAUUGUGGUGCAUACAGAUGAAGCCUAGUGAUCGUUGUUCAAUGAACAAAGUUGUAGAAAUGCUUGUAGGAGAAGUUGAAUACUUACAAAUGCCUUCUAAGGCUUUCCUAUCAUCACUAGCAAAUAUAGGAGACAACUUAAAUCCAACUUGCUUGUCAAUCCAAUCAAGUGAAUCAACUCAAUUUUAA
Messenger RNA from Quercus lobata, 579 nucleotides. Its product is annotated as rust resistance kinase Lr10-like. Gene Ontology annotation, molecular function: ATP binding; protein kinase activity. The transcript has a single exon. NCBI's taxonomy places the organism in Eukaryota, Viridiplantae, Streptophyta, Magnoliopsida, Fagales, Fagaceae. The coding region runs from base 1 to 579 and encodes 192 amino acids. Gene Ontology annotation, biological process: protein phosphorylation. The record is from RefSeq and is a predicted model, not a curated record.